UCAUCUUUCUUAUUAUAUUUCAUAUGGUUCAUAUAAAAGCUGAUGACAUAAACGAGGAACUUCAACUAUUGUCUAGAACUGACGCAUACUCCAUAAAUUUAUUUAAAAAUAUUGCAGGUACUAACUUUACAGAAAAUGUUCUCGUCUCGCCUAUAAUUGCUUUCGAAGCUGUAGUUAUGUAUGGAACCUCGGAAAAAAAGAAUAAAUAUGCAUACAUGGACACCGCCCAAUCUAGUAAUAACAAUAUCGAUCAACAAAGUCUCCAAAAUCUCAUAUAUAGGCUCAAUAACGCCCAAAAUGUUAAAUUGCAAAUUGUCAAUAAUAUAUGUAUAGACAAUAAAAUUCCAUUAAAACCCGAGUUAAAAGAGUUGACAAAUAGUUUAUCUUAUUUUAAAAUAUGUGAACUCGAUCUUGCCGAACCCGGUAAUACUGCAACUGCGAUAAACAAUUGGGUGGAUCAAAAAACAAAUAAUUUAAUCAAAGAGAUUAUUCAAUCAGAUGACAUCACUAGUGACGUACACAUGAUCGUUCUCAAUGCCGUAUAUUUUCAAGCAUUUUUGAAAAAUCAAUUUAAAAAUCGCUCAAUUAGAUACAGAGCUUUUUACUUGAGUAAUAAUAAUAAGAAAUUCAUACCCACAAUGAGCAAUAUUGACAGUUACGUUUAUGGCAAUCUGCCAGACCUAAAAGCCAAAUUCAUUGAGCUCCCAUAUGACAAUUGCAAACUGAAGAUGACCAUCAUCAUACCAAAUGAAAUUGAAGGUUUAAAAGACAUUGUAGCAAAUUUGGAGUACUUUAAUCAAACUCGGCUAGCUAGUUCCGGUACACGUCAAAACGUUUACGUGAUGCUACCAAAAUUUAAAAUUGAUACCACAGUCAAUGUUAAAUCAGCUUUUGAAAAUUUGGGCCUGACAAAUAUGCUGAAAGCUAAAAAAAGUAUAUCUACCACUACAAAUGAGGCACUCUUUAUGGAUAAGAUCAUUCAAAAGAUAGUAAUUCACGUUAAUGAAGAAGAAUUUAAUAAUAUAAAUAUCUCAAAUGUUCAAUCGGACACGUUGAAACAAAUCGAAACUAUUGUAGCAGUCAACAGGCCUUUCGUACUCACAAUAAUCGACGAUGAAACGAAAAUGACUCUCUUUAUUGGUCUAAUUUCUAAUCCUGUUUACUAGUGUAUAUAAAAUAUUUAAUUCUACUAAAAUUAUUAAUAUAUGUAUA
Molecule: messenger RNA, 1212 nt
Organism: Ceratosolen solmsi marchali
Lineage: Eukaryota; Metazoa; Arthropoda; Insecta; Hymenoptera; Agaonidae
Product: serine protease inhibitor 3/4-like
Exons: 7
Coding region: 24-1166 (380 amino acids)
Molecular function (GO): serine-type endopeptidase inhibitor activity
Source: RefSeq, a predicted model, not a curated record